Molecule: messenger RNA, 3087 nt
Organism: Trichosurus vulpecula (common brushtail)
Lineage: Eukaryota; Metazoa; Chordata; Mammalia; Diprotodontia; Phalangeridae
Gene: EXTL2
Product: exostosin like glycosyltransferase 2
Exons: 5
Coding region: 337-1335 (332 amino acids)
Cellular component (GO): membrane
Molecular function (GO): glycosyltransferase activity
Source: RefSeq, a predicted model, not a curated record
GGGAAGCGAUUGCCACUGUUUCCUUUAGGACCAGCUCACGUUGCGGGGCGGUGCUUCACCCCGAUACUCCCCCCCCCAUCGCCCCCGCUUCCUCGCUUCACAUAUCAAUCCAGUCUAGAAGACAUUAUUUCUGCGCGCUGUUUAAUCUUGCCAAAAUGAACAGAUUCGAGAAAGGCAGAAGCAGGAGCCUCAUUCCCUUUUCUGAUACCCGCGUUUCAUCAAGAAAAUAAAGCGGCAAGCCCUCACCGCAAUCCUCUGCACUCUCUGUAGAGUGCCAGGACAAACUGUUAACUCUCCAUCAUAGAAGACCAGAGGGAGAAGUCAAAAAUACUUGUCAUGAUGAGGUGUUACCACAUCUGCAAACUUCCUGGGAGGGUGAUGGGAAUCCGAUUACUCCGGUUCUCUUCCAUCAUCAUCCUUGUGUUACUCCUGGUGGCAGGUGCUUUGACUACCUUGCUUCCUAACAUAAAAGAUGAUAAAAUGCCCACUUCCCGCAGAGAAGCAAAACCCCAGAGCCAGUCAGCCCUGGAUUCCUUUACUCUCAUCAUGCAGACAUACAACAGAACGGAUCUGUUGCUGAGGCUGUUAAAUCAUUACCAGGCGGUGCCUCAUCUGCACAAAGUGAUUGUCGUCUGGAACAACGUUGGGGAGAAGGUGCCAGAGGACUUGUGGAAUGCCCUCGGGCCUCAUCCUGUCCCUGUGAUUUUCAAAAUACAGACUCUGAACAGAAUGAGAAAUAGACUCCAGACCUUCCCGGAACUAGAAACCAAAGCGGUUCUGAUGGUGGAUGAUGACAUGCUGAUUAGUGCUCAUGACCUCGUUUUCGCCUUCUCCGUUUGGCAGCAAUUUCCUGAUCAGAUUGUAGGAUUUGUCCCUAGAAAGCAUGUCCCCACUGCUUCAGGUGUUUAUAGUUACGGUGGGUUUGAGCUACAGAUACCAGGAUUUGGAAAUGGGGACCAGUACUCCAUGGUGCUGAUUGGAGCAUCAUUCUUCAACCGCAAAUACCUCGAGCAGUUCCAGAAACAACCAGCGACUGUCCACGCUCUGAUAGAUGAGACCCAAAAUUGUGAUGACAUCGCCAUGAAUUUUAUGGUCGCCAAACACAUCGGGAAGACUUCAGGGGUAUUUGUCAAACCUGUGGAAAUGGGCAAUUUAGAAAAAGAGACGAGCAGUGGUUAUUCUGGAAUGUGGCACCGGGCAGAUCACUUCCUGCAGAGAUCUUAUUGUAUAAAUAAGCUUGUGAAGAUCUAUGACAGCAUGCCCUUAAAAUAUUCCAACAUUAUGAUUUCCCAGUUUGGUUUUCCAUACUAUGCCAACCACAAAAGCAAAAUGUAAAAUAAAUGAAUAAAUAAUAAUCCUCGAACUGCUUGGAUAUUUGGGUAGCUUCUCAGUAUUAAGUUUUUAUAGCAACACUAUGGACUGUUAUCCCCUCUGAAGUCCAAGGUGGGCACUACUCUGGUACAGGAUGUGUGGUGCCACUAGUUUGGGAAAUCCCUCCUUACUUCAGAAAUAAAGAUGUUGCUGGUGUUGUUGCCAGGGUAGGCCUCUUGUUAAGGGAUUUUUAUCCAGGUGCAUAACUUCCUUGGUUUGUGACAUAACUGUUUACAUUUGAGACUGUUUUCCUUCUUUUCUGACUCCUGGCAUUUGCCUUAAGGACUAUAGCAAGCUGUCUCCAGUGUCUGAAACCCAUGAGACAUUUCUCUCAGCUUUCUCAUUUAAGGCUGCUUGCCUUCAUCUCAAGCCUCAAAUGCCAGUCGGGUUUAUGAAAAAGAAAUCCUGUAUUGUGGCUGGGAAAGCCACAGAGGAAAACAUAUUGACCUCAGAUUUCAUAAAAAGGGAGGAAAUCUAAAGGCAGCUGCUGAGUCCUCUGCUGGCCAACCCAACCUCUCUGUCUAGACUUAUUCUGCAGGCCAGGAUGUGGCUGCAAUUACCCCUGCUUUUGUUAUCACUGCUGGGUCUCUCAUGACCUGGUGGUUGUUUGUAGCUAAAGAAUGUCUGGUUGCUAACUUCAUUUUUCCAAACAUCUACUGCAUGGAUCACAGAAAAUGCAGCCCGUGUUAACUUAUAUGCAGCUGAAAGUUUCAAGAUGUAUCAAGAUUCAGGUUGUGCAUUUUGUCGCUAAAUCAGACCUCAAGAAUGUAUAUUCAUUCGCUUGUAUACUUUGCAUCAGGUUUGCAUCGUCAUUAAAGAAAUGCAUACAAACCAGUUCUGUUUUAGAAGAAUGUUAAAACAGGGAUUUAAUGAGACAAUAUAUGUAAAGCGCUUUGUAAACUUGGAAGUGCUCUGUAAAUGUGAAGUGUUAUUAUUAUUAGGGCCUGGCAGAGGUGCCCUUGUAGAAUUCUAAUAAACAAGUUCAAACAAACCCUAUCUCAUUGCACAUCAGUUAUCUCACGGGUUCUCACCUUAAUGCGUCUGUUGCCCUAAGUCCAUUGGACUUGAAUUCUGAGCGUGUUUAGUGUAUCCCUAGUCUCUUGUCUUCUCUCUGUAGGGCAGCGAAAGUCUUCCUUCUGAAGAAAAGUCCAGUUAACAUAGUCACAGAAGAAAGAGAACUGAAUCAUAAAUCCAGAGGAUAUGUAUACAGCAAGUUUGCAGCAACUCACUAUUGUGUUGUCAAGAUUGGUCCCUUUUGGUUCAUUCGAUGUAUUAUGGUAUUUGUCUUCCACGCUGGUGUCUCGUACUUCACCCUUGUUCAUUAGCAGUGGCAAAGGAUAUGUCAGUGCUGCGAAGCUAACCCUUGUCUGAGACUUUGUUUUAGCUUUGUUUUGCUGGAGUAACAUAAAUGGAUUUUUCUGAUUGCCUCCUUGUGAAAAAUAAUAUUAAAAUACUCAUGGCUGUUGGCCCAACCACACGGAUCUCUGCAGCGAAAUGUGUGCUCGGUUUUCUUUUUAUUGCUGCUCAUUGGUGAUUUCCAAUAGGGCUCUGAACCUUAUUUUUUAAGUGUGAAAUUAGUUAUUUAGUUUGCCAAAACAGACUGUGAUUUAGCUUCUUUUUAAAAAUAUUUUUUUGGCAGGUGGUGGGGGCUAAGAAUGAAGGUGGGAAGGAUGGAAUUCUAUUGGCAGAUAAAUAAAUAAAGCUUUUACCAUCCCC